This is a messenger RNA of Emiliania huxleyi CCMP1516, 4104 nucleotides long. RefSeq lists its product as hypothetical. The transcript is spliced from 4 exons. The record is from RefSeq and is a predicted model, not a curated record. NCBI's taxonomy places the organism in Eukaryota, Haptophyta, Isochrysidales, Noelaerhabdaceae. The coding region runs from base 1 to 4104 and encodes 1367 amino acids.
AUGGUGCCAACGGCCAAAAAAGCGCCGGUAGCAAGCACGAUGGAGGUCGCGACCCCUGAGGACCUCCACACCUCCAAGGAGAAGCUCCGCGGCAUCGGCGAGGCGACCGCUCUCUUUUCAGAACCUGCUAGGGCAGAGGCCCUGUCCACCCUGGCGUCCCUCGAGGGGUCGCCAGGGCCCGCCGCGGCCCUGGCGAGGCCCGUGGGCGGCCUGCUCCUCAUCGACGCCUACGCCCUCGUCGGCCUGGCCGGCAAAUAUGCCAGCGGCGGGGGCGGCGCCGGCGAUGCGGGUCUCAUCUUUACCAGGUGGGUCGAGGCGAUGGCCGGGCACGAGUCGCUCGCGCCGACGCGGGCGCUCCCGGCGCUGGCCACGCCGGAGACCAAGGCGAACUUCGUGAAGUACAAGCGCCGGAUGACCGCGUACAAGGCGGACGUGGAGCGCGCGCUUAAGCGGCGCUCGACGGCCGUUUCUCGCCGGAAGGACCCGGCGGAGGCCGACCGCGAACUCGACCAACUCGUGCGGCAGGCGCACGUUCCUCUCCAGACCCUUUCGGACGCGGCCGACACGGGCGGCGGCGGCGGCGGCGGCGGCGGCGGCGCGUCCUCGCUCGAUGCCGAGCUCGACGUGACGGCGCAGCUGCGCGCGUUUGCCGAGGGUUUGCACCCGCGCCUCGGCGCCGACAGCGCCGUCCACCUCUUGGAGGGCUGCCGCGACGUCCUCGGCUUGAUCGCCGCCGAGGUGCGCGGCGCGCCUCCGCCGCGUGGGCGCGGCACGUCGCAGCUCCGGCAGGUGUCGCUGCUCCUCAACUAUGAGCGGCGGCGGCGGCAGCUGAGCGAGGCGCUCGCCGACGAGCGGCGUGUCGAGCUCGAGCUGGCGGCGCGCCGCCAGCAGGCCGCCGUCGACGCCGCGCUCGCCGACGAGCGGCGGCGCUCCGCCGCGGCGUACGCGAAGCUCGACGCAGCGCUGCAGGCGGAGCGGCAGGAGACUGGGCGGCUCUGCACGGAGGUGCGGCGGCUCAAGGCGGCGGCGCGCGAGGCCGAGACUGCGGCGGAGCUGCGGUGCCGCAGCCAGGAGAAGGAGGCCGCGGCGCACUUUGGCUCCAUCGCCUCAGAGGCCGAGCGGCGCGCCAAGGUCGCCGAGGCGCAGCGGGACGACGCGUGUGAGGAGGCGGCGCAGCUGCACGGCCUCUUCGCGCAGCUAGAGGACCAGCUCGACGCGCUGCGCUCGAUGCGCGUCUCGGGGCUGCUCGAGCAGCUGCAGGCGAGCACGCGGCGCAUCACCGAGCUCAGUGCGCGGCGCAAGGUGACGCAGCGCAAGCUCUCCGACGUGAACCUCGUCGAGCGCAACCUGGCGGUGUCGCAGCGGCUGCUCUCGGAGGAGCGGGCGGCCCACGCGAGCUUGUGGCGCGGAGACGCGACGGCAGAGAAGCUGGAGGCGGUGGAGGCGCAGUGCGCCAAGCUGCAGGCCGAGCUUGAGGCGGCGCAGGCCGAGGCCGCAAAGUUCAAGGCCAUCGCCGAGCCCACCAAGGCGCGCUUCAAGCUGGGCAACCACUUCAACGCCGAGACGGAGCUUGCGUGCAUCUCGGUGAUGCACCUCGGCAUCGCGCGGCAGAAGAUCCCGAAGCUGUUCCCGAUCUUCGCGCGGCUCUUGGGGGUCAAGCUGCCGUACCGCGAGAUCAAGGUCCCCGGCCCGAUCGUGGACGGCAAGCGCACCUCCGUCGUCAAGCGGCUGCCAGAGACGCCGCAGGCGACGCACUGCAAGGAGCUGGCGGGCGUCUCCUACGAGCUCAACAAGCUCCAGGUCGGCCAGUGGCUGCUGGAGUUCAUGAACUCGGAUGAGUCCUCGUGCUGCUACAUCGCCGACGGCGCCGAGGCGCAGCAGAUGGAGCGCAUCGGCACCGUCCUCUCGCGGCGCGUCAACGGCAAACUCGAGCUGCGCGCCCUCGAUUUGUCGACGGCCUCGAGCAAGACCGCCGAGGCGCAGGCGUCGGCGUACCACGAGUCGAUCGAGGAGGUCAUCAAGCUCAUGGAGGAGGCCGGCCUCGCGGAUGCGCGCGCGGCGGAGCUGCUGCGCCGCUUCCUCCCCACGUGCGCGUGCAACGACCGGGCGUCUACGGCGCGGCUCGCUGCGCGGCUGGUCCUCGGGCUGGGCGAGGGCGACGACGACCCGACCUGUGCGGAGCACGCGCUCGUCAACAUCCUCGAGGAGGGGCGCAAGGCGAUGGACGCCAUCCUGCGCGAGCUGAUGAACUUCACCGACGAGCAGGCCGCGGCGCACGCCGACAAGAUCAAGGCGAUGCGGACCUGCGUCGGCUGGUUCAGCUCGCCUGUGAGCAAGUACGUCGCGCUCUGCUCGACCAAGGGCUACGCCAUCGGCCGCAAGCUGCAGGAGUGGAUGGAGGCGCGGCUGGCAGACCUCGAGGAGCAGCUCGAGCAUCUCGUGGGGCACGUGGAGGACGUGCUCGCGAUCUGCGGCUCGCGCGCGUACGUCUUCUACCUCGACGCGGCGCCGACGGAGCGGCUGCUCACUGAGCACGACAUCUCCAUGCUGACCUACCUCGACGAGGAUGAGAUGCUCAAGGCUGCCGGCGGCGGCAAGCUGCGCAAGUCUAUCCUCACCGGCGCGCGCUCGCCGCCCUGCAUGGCGGGGGUGCGCGCCAUGGCGCUGAUCUGCGACGCGGUGUUUUGGCCGCUGAUCCGCGCGGUCAAGCCAGCCGCGGACAAGCACGUCCUCGACGUGCUCCCGCGCGUGUGGCCGGCGGCGCACGCGUUUUUUGAGGCGGCCGCCGCGUCGCCCGCGGGCAUCGUCGACGGCUCGCUCAAGCUGCAGCUCGGCGACGUUUCGGCGGCCGCCACCGCCGCUACCGCGCCAACUCCAACGCAGGCGCGCCGCGCCGAGCGCCAUCGCCUCGAUAUGGUGCGCAUUCGCGCCGCAGCGGCCGACGACCCGAUGGUGACGCGCUUGCUGACGGCGGCAUUCGGCGCGAUGUCCCGGGCGGUCUGCAACCACGCUGCGGAGUGGAUGCCGGCGGGCCUCGUCGCCACGAACGGCUCGAUCACCAAGACCGGCAAGCUGUGCUCGGCGAACAUCACCCCGGCGCUGCGCGCAAAGUACGACGCGCUGCAGGCGACGAGCACGCCGGUUGAGCGGCUGCACGCCGUCGGCCGCGUCAGCGACGACCGGCACAAGCGGCAGCGCAAUGAGUCGCGCGCCGGCGACUCGCUCGGGCGCUUUAACAACCAAGCCGGCUGGCUGACGGGCGAGAUCGAUGAGCGCGGCGGGCUCAAGGUCGCCGAGACCAUGCUUGCGGCGUGCCGAAAGGCGGCGGGGCGGGCGAGACGCGUUACGCUCAAGGCGCAGCUGGUCGCGGCGGGCCGCGCAAAGCGCGCCGAGCGCGACGAGAAGCUGGGCAGCAAGAAGGCGCGCAAGGCGGCCAAGGCGGCCGAGAACGCGCGCAUCGCGCAGCUGCCGCUCGACCAGCUCAAGGCCUUCAAGCUGGCGGGGAAGACGGGCUUCACUGUCACGCAGGCGAACCGCGCGGACUAUUGCACGCAGCUGCAGAACCUCCUCUUCGCCGCGCAUGGCGUCGAGGCGAACGACCUCGAGGACGGCGACUCGGGGUGCGACGGCGACGGCGUGGUGCGGAAGGUGCGGCAGCGGCGCGUGGCGGGCGAAGAGGGCGGCGGCGGCGGCGGCGGCGGCGGCGGCGGGAAGAAGAAGAAGAGGAAGAGGGUCGAUCUGCGUGAGCUCAACGGCUGGCAGUGGGAGGCGAGUGAGAAGUUUGACAUCGAGCGCAUUCUCGACAGCAAGGUGGAGACGGUCGGCAAGGUGCUUGCGCCCUCACACUCGCACCUGCCCUUGCUUAUUGCCACUCCAUCGCUCACGUGCCCGACCACCUCUCUUCUCGCCUCACAGGGCAAGAAGCGGGUCGAGAUGACGUACUACUUGAUCCUCUGGAAGGGGUACCCGCCGGACGUGUCGACGUGGGAGCCAGAGUCAGAGAUACACGACGACUUGAUCGACGCGUACGAGGCGGAGCUCGAUGCGGCGUCUGAGCUGGAGGCGGAGGAGGCGGAGGAGGGCGAGGAGGGCGAGGAGGAGUGA